AUGCCAACGAAUAAACCAGAGAAUGCACCAGGUGGUGAAAAUUUACUUACAGCAUUGAUAUCUUGUACUACUGCUGCUGCUUUUUCAGCGACUUGUACUUAUCCAUUUGAUUUUAUCAAGACCCAACAACAAUUGAAUAAUGAAAAAGUAAUGAAAAAAUGGAAUGUCCCUGGAAAUUAUCCAAAUUCACUUGCACAAUUAUAUAAAGGUGGAAGUGCUUUGGUAUUAGGAUCAAUUGUUAAGAAUGGAACAAGAAUCAUUGCUUACAAUUGGCUGACACAAUUCAUGUCCAUUGAUUCACAUAAUGGGAACAAUAACAAAACGACUGCACCUAGAAUAGUAAUUGCUGGUGUUAUGAGUGGCUUUAUAGAAACUUUAUGGUUAAUCCCAUUUGAAAAUGUAAAAAUUACUAUGAUUCAGAAUCAAACUUUGGCCAAUGAAUUAAAUAGGUGUAAAGAUUUAGGGUAUGAUAUAACUGGGAAAGUUAGCCAUAAUGUUCUGACUCAUCACAAAUCAACCAAACCAAUUUACCUUAGACAAUAUGUAUCCCCACACGCAUAUUUAUCGUCAGAUAUCGUUGACCAAUAUAUUAAACAAAAAGUGAGGUUUGGUGGUGUUCCUAUCAAAGACAAAGCUUUGGAAUCAUUGAAAUUUCAUUAUAACAAACAUCCUUCAUUGACAUUAUUUGGAACAAUAAAGGAAAUGUACGAGUUAAAGGGGCUAAGAGCAUUUACAGCAGGUACUUUUAUAACUUUUACCCGUCAAAUUGGUAUAUCUUGGGUAUGGUUGGCAACAUACAAUGCCACCAGACAAUUGAUUGACCCUCAUAAAACAAAUAAUGAAUGGUUUGGUCAUAAGCAUACUAUGAUACAACUGGUGGGGUUGCAUUUCUUAUCCUCAAUGGCGGUAAUCAUGGUUACUCAACCUUUAGAUGUAAUUAAAACUCAUUUACAACUGAAAAAUGGUAACCUGCUUUAUCGUGAUUCAUUAUCAACGGCAUAUAAGUUGUUUUUGCAACAGGGUCCUUGGGCUUUGUUUAAAGGUUCAUUCCCAAGGUUUUUGAAAGUGUUGAUCAGUGGUGGGUUGACAGCCACUGUGUAUGAAUACGUCGAACGAUUGGUAUAUGUUGCAGGCCAUCAAAAAAUAUUUAGUCAAGAGUAA
This is a messenger RNA of Candida dubliniensis CD36, 1161 nucleotides long. RefSeq lists its product as uncharacterized. Lineage: Eukaryota; Fungi; Ascomycota; Pichiomycetes; Serinales; Debaryomycetaceae. The record is from RefSeq and is a predicted model, not a curated record. The transcript has a single exon. Gene Ontology annotation, biological process: mitochondrial citrate transmembrane transport. The coding region runs from base 1 to 1161 and encodes 386 amino acids.